This is a messenger RNA of Xyrichtys novacula (pearly razorfish), 23894 nucleotides long. The record is from the annotation of a GenBank genome assembly. Lineage: Eukaryota; Metazoa; Chordata; Actinopteri; Labriformes; Labridae.
GCUUUACACAGUAUGGCCGGCGAUAUUAGCUAGCACUCGCUAACUGUAUUCUCUGCAAAAGGGAAGACGGCAACUUAAGAAAAAUCAACACCUGGAUUGCUUAAAGGACUGUACCUCAAUAAAUUAUACCUGAGCGAGGAAGGAUUAAUUAAGCUGUAAACGUUACAACCGACGUUCAAUCCUUUUUGUUGGGUGUGUGUUGUCUCAUGAUGGAAGAUAACGGUGCACAUUUCUUCGAGGGGACCGAGAAGCUGCUGGAGGUGUGGUUCUCCCGGCAGGAUGCGACCAAAGGGACCGGGGACCUCCAGACCAUACCAAGGUGGGUGUCUUUGGAGGAGUCAGGUGUGGUGUCAGGUCCCAGCGGCUGAAGGUAGACUCUGCUGGACUGCCGUCUCUGCCUGUAUUACCUUAUUAGCGUUUAACCGAUAUAACACAGUAAAAGCUAAAUAUUGUUCUUGAGGAACUAGUCUUCUCCUUGUAGUUCACAUUUAUGAUUCGAUGAGCUGGACGCCAACAGAGACACAUUUAGUCAGCAGUAAACCAGCUCGCACCAUCUGUGGAAAAUGGCCACCUCCCCCUAAAAAGAGGCUCUGUCAGGCUGAGUCAUUCAUUCUUUACUAAGGAAAUAUACCACCAUAAACAUCACAAACCACUGAUUCUAUUGUUCACUCAUCAUGUUGUGCGAUACAUCAGUGAAAUAACGUCAAAAUCCUGUCGGCACAACGACUUAGUGCGUAACUGUUAACAUUAACAGUCUUCCGGUGUUCUGUCGAGUUUUGCUUCUUUCAGGAAAAAACUGUACCGUUGCUCUAUGCACUACUUCAGGGGCUAUGAUUCUAUGCUGUUUAUUUCAGUAAGUUUACUAUAAGAACCACAGGGGGAGCAUGUUUUGGCUCCCUGUUGUUAAACUUUUAUUAGACAUUUCAGUCGAGGCAUGCUGCCAGAUCUACCCAGAACAGACCCGCUGUGAAAAUCUACAUUUCCAGAGUAAUAUGUGGGGGGCAUGUUGGGCUGUGUAUUUACAGAUACACUUGAGGAUCAGAAUAGUCUUCAACGUUAACCACUAUACGAUCCAAGUGGUGACAAGCUCCCGGGAGUGUUCUUUAGCACAUGCGCACAGUCGCCUAGAAGCACAUCUUGAUAGAAAGCACAAUUCGGCAGAACACCAGGCUCAGCUAGCUUACCCAGGCCGAUUUAAGGGAGAAAUGUUUAAAUAUUUAGCUGCCCGCGUUUCUUUCAAGAACGAUUUAACGUUUUUACAGUAUGUUUGAAUUAGUUUGUUCUCCUAGUCUUGUCAGCUGUCUGUAUGGCAGCAUUAGGCGGGCUUGGCGACUGCUUUUCCUCGUGGCUGCUCACGCGUUUAUUAUCUUCCCAUUGGUGUUUGAUUACUGAUAUCAAGCUGAUAAAAACUACGCGAGUUUUUGGCAGUUAAACCGGACUUUUAAGACAGGCUUGUGUGUUUGUGUCACUGUAAAAUGGGAUUGAUUUAUUUCUGCGUCAUUCGACAACGAGGCCCCAUACUGACUGCGCGAGCAUGUGGCUGUUCACCGCGUGUUGCCUCAGUUAAAGCAACCACCUCAACACCCAGAGAGAAGAAUACAUUCAUAUGCACAGAUAUUCAGGGAGAAAAGAAGUCAAAUUAGGAGCACAUGUAUCCACAAUUUAUCAUAAAGUUGUCUUUCAUUAAUGUUCAUUAAUAUGGCUCCAUUCUGGGUGCUGUUGGGAUGCAGGAGUUUGGGGUUCAGCCAGCCAUGCAGGUGUCCUAAAAUAAUGAGAUCCUGUACUAUCAGAACAGGUGUGCUGCUGUGUCUGAAUCUGAGAUGGGCAGGUGACUCAAUGUUGUGUCUUCGCUAUUGAAAUCAGGCUGUCUGAAAUUUGUGAGAGGGUGAUGUUGUUUGUGGUUCAAAAUAUAUCUCUUUAUGUCUUUUGGAAAUAUUGGACAUUUACAACAAAAGUUUCAGGGCCCUAUUAAAGAUGUGAAAAGUUUUUUUGAAUUAAAUAAUAGUUACUGGGUUAAGGUCAAAACAUUACUAGAAUAAAGAGGUAUUUUCACAAGAAUACAGGUGUAGUUGAUAUGGGAAUAUAGUUUUAUUGUGCAUGAAUGAAGUAAGAUAAGAUAAGAAGAACUUUAUUGAUCCCCAAAGGAAAUUGAAGUGUCUGGAGUCUCAUGUCAUUUGCUAUUGACAGAAAGUAAUAUAGCUUUGGUUAACAGUUAAAGUUAUCAUACUUUUUGCCUUCUCCAGCUGCUUUCCCUGCUCUCCUCUCCCCUCUUGCCUCCUUCUGCUCUUCUCCCAGCUCUCAUAUAUUCAUAGAACAUAAAUACUUCCUCCAGUAAUUUAAGGAACUUACUGUAAAUUUCAUUAUUCUCUUACAUGCUUCAGUUCUCCUUUUUGUAGAAUGAUUUUCUUAUAUUUUGUGUCAGGGGCAUUAUUUAUGUUGUCGUCAGUUUCUGGAAUAAAUUACACACCAUUUUUCAAUCAGGAGUGAUACUAUUAAAGAGUCUCAAAUAUUUAUUUUUGUUUUGGUACAGUCUCCCAGUUAGUUGUACCUUGCCUCUGGAGCCAGUGAGUUGCUGGUUUAAGUCCUGGGCUGGGACAUGAGGCUGGUAGAUUGAUGGGUGUUAGUGCUCUUUCUUUGAGGCGCUCCUGAAGGUGGUGUUUAACCUCCAGCUACUCCAGGUGUUCACUCCCUCUGUACUGUGCGGGCCUCUUUCUGAGGUCUCUUUAUGGGUGCAUAUCCAUAGGGUCCUGUUGAUGUGUGCAGGUUUGUGAUCCAGCCUGUGUGAGUAACAUGGUGAAAAAGAGUCAGAGAAAGUAAAUAUGUAAAAAAUAAUUUUACAGUUGAAGUGUUGCUGCGCUCUUAAGGUCACAGUCACAGAUAAUUUAGAUGUUAGGUCAACAAGAUUGUGUUUGAUUGCUGGUAACAGAGGAGGGAUCCUGGUUAAGAUCCUGGCUCGAAUGAGAGAGGCUUCUAAAUAAACACACACAUAACUUUAUCAGUCCUGUCAUUUGAAUGCUGUGGAGUUGCUGCUGGUUUUAUUGUCUAUCACAGACUCUAACACACUGCCAGGACUGGGAAGAGCAUUACAUUAUCUUACUGAAGUUAGAGUACAAGGACGUUAGUGACAGUUUACUUGAAAGAGACUGAUUAAUUUGGCAGACUACUGGCAUUUUGUCAUAAAUGGCUUACUGGCAUCAGCCCUCACUAUCAUCUUUUCUAAAUGAUAACAUGUCUGUCCAGUCACCCAUUAGACACAUAUCCAAACAGACUUUGACUAGUGUCUCAGUUGUGAAUUAUAUUGUAAUAUUUAGUAAUGACAACGAUAUCUGCUGUAUAUAGCAAUAUCUAUUGAUUCAUCAAACUGCACCUAACAGGAAAUCUGGACAGAAAUCCAAAUGUCACUUGUGGAAAUCUUUAACUGAGACAGAUCUUUUUCCAUUUACAUAAGUUUGAUUAAAUAUUCACUAAGGUUCAGCUUUUUUUUAUAAUUUUGUUGGUAUAACUUAAACUAAAACUGUCAAAUGCAAACAAACAAACACAAUGGGAUGUCUGUAUUAUAUAUCGGCCAACCUGAACUUCCCAUAAUCGGUAUCGGCAUCAGCCACUGAAAAGCUGUAUUUGGUCAACCUCUACAUUUUACUCCUCAAGUAUGAGUAGAACUAACAGUCUGAUAGUCUACUGAGUAUAAGUAAAACUACUUUAAUUGAAAAGUGCUUGAAUUGCUAAUUAUUUACUUUUAACCCAUGGUGGAGGCAGAAAAGUACAAAUGAACCCCCUCCAAAACGAAGCAGACGCAUAUUUCUCCAAACUUAUUGUUGUGUACAAACAGCAUUGGUGUGUGUAGUUAUUCUGACUGCUCCUAUCUAGGGGGAGGUUACUGAAUAUUUCUGCUGCUACUUUUUUCAGUGUGACACUUGGAAGACAGACCCUGCAGACUGAAGUCAUGGCUGGCUGCAGAGAGGAUUGUUACUUUAAGCCUAAAACAAAAGGACUUAUUGAUUGUAACGAGUAAAAGAGGUUGCAAAUGCUGCUGCAGGCAACAUGAUGAGUGUCUUGAGACAAGAUGUGAAACUUCAAGGAUUUUUUUACUCGUAACAUCUUAGAAAAGAUUAAUCCUGUGAGGUCACUGUAGCUUCAAGUAUGUGUAAUGACGUAUUUUGACUGGAAUCGAGAAACUUCACUUGGGCAGAUUUGAUAUUUUUCGGUGUAGACCUCAUCCUUCAUCAUGUAGCUGAUGAAAAGUUCGUAUAUGUAGGUUGUUUUCACUCAGUAACUGAUGGUGUUUAAAAUUGGGGCUUAGUAUUUUGCUUUGCACUAAAACUACUAAAGUAACAGUUAAAGUACUUUCAAUACUCCUUCACCGGAACAUGGUCAAAUGUAAUCAGUCACUAUCCAACCCUGCACAUGCUCUGCAGCCCUGUGAUCUGCUCAGAGCUCUGCUAACAUCGUGCAUGGUUCCUGUUCCUGUCACGUUUGCAGAAGUGCGUGCAGCAGCCCUCCCCUCCCCUCUCCUCUGAUUGGUCAGGAGGUGUCCCUGCUCAGAGGCACCGGGCUGCAUUCAAAGAAAAGGCUUUUGACCUUAGGCCUCUGUCCUACACCAUAAAAUCCAUCAUAUGGUGUUUGACCUGCUCCAGCUGAGCCAAAGGCAAAGUCAGUCCUAAAGGGGUUAGGGUCUGUGAUCAGAUGUGCAGAGGGGAUUCAUAGUCUGGAGAGGAGCAGGGUUCUUACUUAGAAGUACUAGGAUGAUGUAAACUAUAAAUAUUGAUGUAAGUUUGAUCAACUGUGACUUGUCGUAAUUAUUUCUAUGUCUGCAGGGACUGUUUCCUGCUGUAUGAAAAGUCAGGUGUCUCAGCACACAGACACAGUCAUGCUCAGGCAGGUGCAGGUUUGUUUAAUUAGACGACAAAUGCUCUCAGACUGCAUAGUAAAAGAAGCUUUGACUGAUAGAUUUGUGGUGAAAUGUUGCGUGGUGAAGCAGAAAAUCUGGAGGAAGAUAUUUUAAGAUCAGUGAAGACGGAGCUUUUAAAGUCCAUCAGUAUCAGGCAGAGUGCUGCUGAAGGCUCGUUUCAAACCCUCCCCACAUGACAACCUCUGAGACAUUUAUAGCACAGCGCUGUCUUCUACGGUGGCCUUGAAGGUCAACUGCACAAGCAUUACAUAAAACACUCAAACAUUGCACAUAUUGCUAAAUUAGGAUCAAUAAUUUAACGAAUGAUGAACAUUUAAAAAAAAAAAAGCAAACAAACAUUUCACAAAAAGACAAAAAUUGACAAGCUGCAAAAAUGUCUAAUAUUUUCAGGUUUCAUGAAACCGCUUUGCAUAAAGUGUUUCUACACUUUGUAAAGCAUUGUUUAGUUCUGUGAAAUGUUUUUAUGGCCAUAAUGAUUGUGCAUUUGCCAACAGAGCCACUGUAUUUUUUUUAAACAUAGUGUUCAAUUUUUUGUUGACAGAGCAACCAGACUUGUUUGAGGUUCUUGAUUGUUUUUCCUGUUUUCUAAAAGCCUUACUCAGAACUGAAGAAGCCUUUCAGAAAAGAGACCUGGAUGAAUGAGAACCUACACAGACAUCUUAACAUACAAUGAUGGGCAGAGGUUAUGGUUUGCAGUUUGGGGCAGUGAGCUGUGGCUGGUGUUGGCUUUGCAAAGAUAGUGGAAUAAAGUGGAGAUGUUCCACUCUGUUGUGAUUUACACUGAUACUAUCUGUCAAGAAACCAGGUCCCCACCCUCUCCUGUGAUUAACUGAACUCCUCACUAGAACAAACUCAGCUAUAUGUUCUCUACAGACUGCCUGACACUACCGGUUUUUCCUGAAGUGCAGUAUGUGGAGGGACUCAGGCUAAAUCCGCCUUGCACUACGAGUGACUCUCAGGUCAUUGACCAGAUGACAGAUGGGUUAAGGAAAGUGUGUGGCUGUCAGGUGAGUGAGGAGGACCAGCAUUAAUUUACAGCCAGAGGGCAGAUUAAGGGCUCAGAGGGACUCUGUCAGUGGUUCAGGCUGUUUGGACCUCAGCCAAUGUCCAAAUAAGUCCACAGGGGCAUCUGAUUCACAACUGUGGAGCUCGCUCACAUUACCUCUAUGGGGCUCUGCAGCUGCUCGCCAACUCGUCCUGUAAGUCAGAAAGUCUACGUCAGCAUCUCCACACCUGAGCUGUCCUGAGGUCUCAAAGGCUGAAGGGAGAUCACAUUCAGUGAAUUCUGUCAUCUAAUAGUGUCAGAUCCUCUGAGCUCUGCUUCCUUCAAAGCUGUAUCACUCAAAUGUCCUAAGUGCAUGUUAAAGAGUCUCUGAAUGGUCUCUGGUAGUCUGAUCUGGGUCUUUCCUGGAGUCUGACUUUGAGCAGCCAGAAACAGGCUGUGGUGCUGAUUUCACCCUGACACAGGAGCUCAGAGGGCUGCAGGAAUGCUGCCCUCUGGUAUGCAGCCAGCGUGUUGCAACAGCCCUAAUGACAGCACAGUGAAAAAAAAAAGUUAAAGAUAAUCUUAACCUGUCAUACCUUGGUGCCUCAUUCUUUGCGGGAAGGUGAAGCAUAUGUUUUGCAAUGUAGAGAAUGAGCUGUCAUCUUAAAACGCAGGAAUACCAGGGUCAAAAGUUUGUCAUUCUUGUCUGUAGACAGGUUUAUAACCACCAGUGAGUCACACCUGAGCUAAAUGGUUCACAAACGUAGUUUCAAAUGAAAACAGUCAUAAGAGUUCAGUGUUGUAAAAACAGAAGAGGAAGAUCCAUUCACUUUAAUGAUCCAUGAGGUUAUUGUUCCUGCAGCAGUUUAUCCAGGCACAGCAUGGACACAAAUAUACACAAUGAGUUUACAUAGACACCAGAAGAGAGGAAUAUGUUGCACAUCAAACUGAAUAAACUCAACAAAUCAUUUCGACACAACUGUAAGCAGCGUAGUGACAGCAUUUUAACAAUACACAACUCUAAAAUUUGCUUGAAGAGACGAGGCAAUGCUAUUCUGUGUUUUACAAACUGAAGUGAAAACCAUAGUCAUAACUAAAAAAAAGAAAAAAGAGAGAUCUAGGCCUACUCAGUAUGACAACGUAAAAGCUCAAACGUUAGCCUGUGUAAGUGAGUGUUGAAGAAUGAAAACUAGAGACAAUUCCUAACAAUAAAGAGCUGGUAUGCCUUUUCACAUAUCAUUAUAAAGUAUUGUAUUUAAAUGUUGUGCGUCUACUUCUUCAAAAAUUCACAGCGGAACUAAGCGAUCCACACUAGAUUUACUCAUGCAAGGACACCACUGAUUGGUGGAUCUCCUUAUGAGGUCAAAAUGAACAAAACACUGAUCAAUCACAUUCAUUCCACUCUACUAUCACCAUGUGCUCGAGGAAAUAAGUGCACAUGCUAUAGAUUGGUGUGGUAUUUUGAAAAACAUGUCAGCAGGGGUGCUGUGCAAAAAAAAAGUCAACAGAUGGCAGCGGGCCAAAACACAUGAUGCUUUACUCAUCUCAAAUUGAGAUAAAAGGGGCUUCAGUCAGAACUGAAAGUAUGGGAGCAUUUGGGAUAAAAUAUCGACCUAACAGGACAUAACUACGUCUACAAAUGACAAAACACCAAUCUGAUUAGCUGCCAGCAACCACAGGCAGGCUUGCUACACAGAGCCAAUGCACGCCAACACAACAAUCUCAGAAUAACAACUUUCUACUCCUGAUUUCCCUUAGCUUAUCAAUAGGCUCAAACCAUCACAAAAACACUUUUGUGCGUAAUUUUGAAAGAGUUGUGCAAUUAAUGCAAUGUGACGAAGGCCUCAAGCUGAUAAAUUCACUGUGUAAUCCUCACUUUUUGGUUCAUUUAAUUGUCGGCGUCCACAGGCUGCUUCCAGUAUGAGCUGUGCAAACUGAUUUGUGUGGGGAAAAACUCAAUUUUGUAACUUAAAACUCUGCUAAUAGGGAUGGCGAGAGACUUAAAAAGAACAGGGCAGAGGAAAUCAGCAGCUGUGUGUAGAGAGCAGGGGUGUGUGCAGGGGGAGUAGGUAAGUGGAGGAAAGGGGAUCCCAGUAAAUAAGGCUUGGAAUAAACACUUGAUCAAGGUAUAAUUCAAAUAGCCAGAUAAAAAAAGGCUUGUGCACUGUGUCUAUUUGUAAAACCAUUCUUCUCACAUUAUUGACACAUGCAACUGAAUGUGAUUAAUCAGUCACAAAGCCUGUAAUUAUCUAGAUAAUAUUCUUAGAAUUGCUUCACCGCGCUUGUUUUAAGUAGAGGGCACCUUGAAAACUAGGUCUUUGGUCUUACUACAAUUAUUUACAGAUAUGUAUCACAAUACAAAUCCUGGAACAUAUCACAAUGUGUAGCAUAUUGUGGACACUGUAUCAGAAGACCUAUCAUAUCAUGACCCAGCAACUGUGAAGGAGGCUUCUGAAGUGUUGUGUUCUUGAAUGCUGGAUUCUUGAAUGGCACGUUUUAGUAUGUGAAGUCCUGAAAUAGUUGAUUCUUGGAUGCUGUGUACAAGGGGUGGGAGAAAAAAACGAUAAAGCAAAGUAUUGCGAUAUUUUGUUUGGUGACAUAUCAUAUUGUCUUAUUUACAAAGUAUUGAUUUUUUUUUAAAUUGAUGAUUCAUAUGAAGUCAAAUCUAUGAUAACAGAAAAAUAAAAUCACCUGUCCAGUGAGGUUGGCAGAGGUGACAUCAUAGAGCAGGAAACAAAUAUAAGGUUUGCAAGAUGUGUAAAAUACAGCGUAAAUGAGACAAACAUAAAGGAAGGCCAAAUGCUAAAUUAGCUUAACAAUUGAAUAAAAUUGUAUAAAUGGUAAUCAUUGUAUCGCUAUACUCGCCGUACUGCAAAUUGUUAAAAAUCGCAAUUAUAUUGUAUCGUGAUAAUAUCGUAUCGUGGGGCCACGAGUGAUUCCCACCCCUACUGUGUACUAGAAUGCUUGGUUCAGGACUGCUAGGUUUCACAACAGUUGUUUCUGAAAUGCUUGGUUCUGCAUAUCUUGUUCUGGAACAGGAUAUGUUCAGAAAUAGUCAGCGUGGUGACCUUCUGGUAAGAGCUGAACCAUCUUGUGUAGUAGUAAAAACCGCCAUAACUCAAAACCCUUCCUUAAUGGAUACCCCCAGCCAAAAAAAAACGAACAGCAUGAAGAAUAUGUCUCCUUAGUCCACAGACUGACUGUCUUCACUGAUCUGUCAUAUGGGGGGACUGUGGUCAUAAAGGAAGAUGCAGCAUUAGUAUAGAGUCAAACAGAAGUUGGUUGCAUGCUUAGUUUUAACCUCCUAAUGUGACUCUGUGUGUGUGCGCAUGUGCGUGUGUCAUCACAGUAUGCCUGAACAGGAGCUGCUCAAUAUUAAUGACUGCUGUAGUUUGACUCUGGUAACAUGACCUUCAGUAACCAAGGGAGAUGGAAAACGUGGGUUGGAGUGGUUUCGUUUAAAAAUAAAGUCACAUGGAGCUCUUAGUAGUAAUUAUAAUUUAAUCUUGAUGUUAGAGGAGGGCUUAGAGUAUGAUACAUUAUUGUGACAUUUUUUUUCUGAAUACGAUCAUCUGUUAAAAUGGCCUCUGAGUUACUGCAGUGUUUACAUGACGAUAUUUUUAGCACUUUCAGAGUUUGACUUUUAUGAUAUAAUUAAUGUUUUCUAGUGUAGCCUGAGGUACAUAUGAAUGAGAGGCUGAAUGUUAAACAUUUUACAGUUUUACACAGAUUAUUUUCAUAUCCAAAUAUGUUGGUGUUGAUCGAACUUCAUAUUGCAGGUGAAGAGCUUGUCAUCAGGUAGUUAAUGACCGGAUAUUUCACCCCUCCUGUCUGGGCAGAGCUGUCACCACCAGGAGUACUAGUAGCGUUCAGUCUUGUUAGCCAUGGAGGCACCUUUUUGGCUCAGAGAUACCCUCAGAAAAGGGUGUUGGUGCAUCUUUCUUUUUGAGGGGUAGGCUGUGCAACAUUAGACUGCUGGUAUAUUCCCUUUAGAGAGCCGGUCGGCCUCCUCUCGAUCUUUCUCUGCUGGUCUAGGCCUUGCGGGGCUUCCUGCCGGACGCUCUGAAUGGGUCUGAGCAGCUCCUGUGAGAUUGGAGCGAGAGAAUGUGACGCAGCUGCUUUUAGCACUGCAGCUGUCUCUGAGUGCUGGCUGUGCUGGGAGGAGGAGGAAGAAGAGGAAGAGGAGGAGGAGGAGAGGGGGGAGGCAGGACGCAGCCUUCUUGUUGUUGUGCUACCUGUGCUCUAUAUUUUCAAAACAGGGUCCAUGUUUAGCAUAUCUUUUAAAGUUAGAUCUUUAUAAUCCUGCAGUCUGAAGUAUUUCUUCUUUACUUUGUAAGCCUGCUGAAGUAUUAGGGUCAAUCCUCCCCCCUCUGUAAAUGCUACAUUUUAAUGAAUUCAUAUACUGACGCUGUUCUGGAAAGAGCUAUAGAGCUCUAUUUCAUAUCUACUGUAUGUGAGAUAAUUGUACGUGCUUCCUUUUAUAAGGGGGGCAUUGUGGAUUUUUAAACUUUACACAUAAAUAUGAAAAUAGAUGCUGUGAGUGGUUGUUUCAAAAAAGUCACAUGAGAACUGUGUGAAAGGACAUGAGGUUGGCUCAUAUCAUGACGUCACAGAUUGGUGAAUCUCCUUGUAAGGACAAAAGAAACAAAAGGUUUACUUGUUCACUGUUGCUGCAGAUUAUUUUGAUCCUUUCGAAGCAUUUUAGGUUAUCAGUGGCCAUGUUUACAUGUACAAAAUGUCUUGAUCCGAUUAAAGAAAUCUGAAUCCACUGUUUAUAUGGGUGCAAAAUCAAAUAAUCCGAUCAUGACGUACGCAUGCAUGCACCAAGCUCUAUCCAGAUUAGAAGCAUUUGGACAUGAGCAGAGUUAUCUAAUUUCACUAAAACAACCGCAGAAAGAGAGUCGUAUUCACAGCUGCGCUGUCAACAAACCAACAAAUGUGGUAGUGGCUCACGUCAUCCGGUUCAGGAUUUUUCCCUCCACUCAUAACGGACCUGAGCCAGGUUCUGAGAGCAGUCGUAUUGCUCCUAGCAUACAUGAUCAUCAUACAGGCCCAGCAGCAUGGAGUGAUCCUGUGUAACAUGAGGAAACUGUAUCCAGCAUCUUGUGUCAGACACAGACCAAUUGCUCUUGGAUCCUGCCAUUUUUACGUCUUGUCACUAACGGCUGACUUAGGGCACACAUGCAAUCAGGUUUUUUUUCCCCACCCAACAGAGAGUCACAAUCCGAAUAAGUGUUUAUAUUGGCCCGUUUUGAAAUAAUAAUCAGCAUUAACCACCCCUCUUGAUUAGAAUACAAUUUCUUUCUGAUUAACUUGAAUCGGUUCAGAAUCUUCCGAUCAACAUGUUUACAUGACACAAUUUUCUUCCGAUCAGGCCUUUUAUUCUGAUUAUUUGUGCUCAUGAGAACACAGCUAGUGAGUAAAACAUAUAGAAAACAAUCAGCAUUUCAACUCCAAGAACAACAGUGAACAGUGAAUACAGAGGAGAAGCCUUCAGAAGGAUGGACUCUGGAAUGUAAAGUUCUAAAAAUGCUAAAUUCUCAAAAUGCUGGGUUCUAGAGUGUUAGGUUCUGGAGUUUUAGGCUCUAGAAUUAUGUGUGUUGAAUGCUGGGUUCCAAAAUAAUGGGUUCUUGAAUUUUAGCUUCUAGAAUUGGGGGUUAAAUGCUGGGUUCUAGAGUAUAAGGUUCUUGAAUUUUAGGUUCUAGAAUUAUGUGUGUUGAAUGCUCGGUUCCAAAAUACUGGGUUCUGGAAUUUUGGGUCCUACAGUUAUGGGUUGAAUGCUUGGUUCUAGAGUGUAAGGUUUUGGAAUUUUAGGUUCUAGAAUUAUGGGUUGAAUGCUGGGUUCCAAAAUACUGGGUUCUGGGGUUCUUUAAAAAUGUCUCAAAAAGACAGUAGAUGAAAUGAAGCAGAGGCUAAAAUGAGGGUUUAAGACCUCAAUUAGAGAUAAAGGAAGAGUUUCUGAUCCCAUUGAAGCUGGGAACAGAGCUUUCAGAAGGUUGAUGAUUUCCUGUCUGUUUAAACAUUAUGAGAACACUUAAAGCUGAAAUUGUUGGCACCUUGACUACCACAGAGUGCCCUGUUUCUCUUUCUUAAGAUGUUCCUGCAGAAAGUGAAAGUCUUCCUGUAAAUGUGCAGAGAUCUCCAGAUCACACUGAGGUUGCUGAGAGUGUUGUCUUCAGACUGUGUCGUUCAUUCACUAACGAUAUUUUUCUGUUUUUCUCUCCUCCUCUGUCUGCAGGUUUGAGUGGGACAAACUUUUGGAGAAUGUGCAUUGUUUGAUCAUAAGUGUGACAAAGUCUGACAAGCAGGACGCUUAUAUACUCAGGUGAGUUUGUAUGUGUGUGUGUGUGUGUGUGGUUCUUUUUGUGUGUGUGACAGAUCUUGAAUGCAGACAGGAUUAGACCGCAGUGACCUGUAAGCUGCUUUCUGUUGACAGAACAGUGUCAGGUUAGGAGACCUACAGAGAAGUUCCAUUCACAUAUCCUCAUGUGGACUAACAUUGAACUCUUUCUCUUAUGUAAUCAGAGUAAUAGGUAUGUUUUAAACACCACAAAGAUUUCUGGACAGUAGGGCUGUAAAGUUCUAGUCGACUGGUCGACUUAUUGGUUGAUACGUGCUUAGUCGAGCAAAAUUCUGAUUGGUUGACUCGAUUUUUUCCCGCGUCAAUUUACAGUCUAUGGUUAAUUUAAUCGGGAGGGACGUACCAAGUGCUAAUGGGAGUGUAUUCAGAGCACCCCCGUUUCACAGAUAUCAGCCUGUCUCAGAACACCCCCCUUGUUUUCACUGUUUUGGACUAACCCCGACCCUCUGGAGACAGGAAGAUUGAAGAGCAUCCACGUUAACCAAUGACCGGUGGUUUGCUGAGUAUUUAUAUUUAUUUUCAACUUGCCUUUUGUGCUUAAUGCUUUGUUGUGCAGAUAUCAGUAUAUUUUCACCCUGCCGAGCCGAGGCGUCCCCCGCCACUAAAGGGUUUGCAGUUAGAGUCAGAACCCCCUGCCCCGAUUAGUCGAUUUUUGGUUGAAAAUUUCAGGGUUUUAGUCGACCAAAAAUGUCUUUGGUUGAUUACAGCCCUACUGUAUUGUCAACAUCAAGUCAGGCCUUUGUCCAGUUUCUGCAUCAGAUGAAAGAAGUAAGACUCUGGGACUGUGUGGUUGGAGGUUUAGGAAACAAUAAAUCCACAAAACAAUAAACUCCACAAAAGCCUUCUUUCUGGUCAAAGCUAUGAGUGAGAGAGUGUAAGCACUCCUCAAACAUCCUCAUCCAUCAGCGCUGGGUUUACUGAAGUGUGAAAAUCUGAGGAAUCAUUUUUAACUAAGGUUGUGGUUUCAAAUCUUCCAAACAGACUCGAAGAAUAAAAACAUCUCACCUUCCUCUCUUGUUAUCAUUCAACCUGCUCAUACCUGUCAUCUUGAUAUUGAACACAGCCGAUGAUGGACUGGCCAUACCCACCUGUGUUUUACAUAACAGCCUGCUAAGGACCAGCUUAUCUCAGUGACUGAAGCAUGCACACUGUGUGAUUGACAGUCCUUACCUGCUCCCUCAGGUUCAGAUCCAGCUCAGUGUCAGUGUAGAUCUAGAGUCAACAGAUUGUCCUGAAGAUUUUUGCUGUUUCUGUAGGGAGUGAAACAUGUUUUUGUUAAACCAACAAGGUCUAUGUUUAGUUCAUAGACAGUUGUUACAGUUUCUUCCAACUCUGUGGGAGCCAUGACACUUCAGAAACCUGUUAUUUUAUGCAUCCUUUUAACCACAUAGGUAUUCUGUGGUUUUCAUGAUUUCUCACAAACAGUUCUAUUACCUCUCUUAUUAAAUUGUUCACGUGUUUCUGGAAUUGCUGCUGUCACGUGGCUUAGGUUGCUGCGCUGCAAGUCCAAACAAAGGCCUCCAUAUUUCUCAAUGUUAUGUAACGUACUGUUUGGAUCUGUCAGAUUUGGAGGAAGUUCUUAAUGAGGGCCCUGAAGGGUAAAUCAGCUAUUUUAAAACCCAAUGCUUCACUGGAUGCAUUCCCAGCUAUCUAAUAACAUUACAGGUGUAAAAGCUUCAGUUUGAGCCAUGACAUUUCAUCGUUUCAGUCACGAGAUCCCACUGAGUUUCAUACUCUUCUACAGUAAAGGCCUAGUGAGUUAGCAGCCAUACAGAAUACCUCAAUUUAAACAUGUAUAAACAUGUGGAGAUCACAGCAGUCAACAGAUGAGUCAGUGGUUAUAGGGAAGGUAAUUUUCCCACAGAUCAGUCAAAAUCAGGGUUCAACUCGGGUCAAUUUAUUUAUAAAGCAUUUCAAAACAACCACAGCCCAAACAAAGUGCUGUAUAUAAUAGACAAAACAACUCAGGCUUAAAAACAAUAGAGAAAACAAAGCAGAUUAGAGGUCAGAGGUUGGUAACUGGUACUUGGUAACAAAAAGAUCAGUGAAAAAUGAUUUAGAGUCCUGUCUUCUCAGAGAACAAUAAUCUUAAAAACCAAACUCACCUACACUAAAAUACUGUUAGUCUGUGUAGAGAUGUGCUUUAUCCUUGAUAUAACAAUUAACUGAACCUCUUCCUUUGGGUUAGAGAACAUGAAGGCCCAUUCUCCUCAACAUUAGGCUGCUGCAGCCAGGCUGUCACAGUCCCAAAGAUUUUACUUUUUUUUUCAGCCAUUUCAGCACAAAAUUCUCAGAGGGACCUGGGUUUAAAAGUUUAAGAAUAACUUUUUUAAUGCUAUAGGUGUUCAUUAAUUUGGGCUGAAUCUAAAUCUGCUGAGUUUUGGCCUGGUGUUGGACAGAUUAAGCCUUAGAUUUAGAGGAACAGCCUGUCGGAAACAGAGGAAUGAGUGUUUCCUGUUGAGCUCCUGGUGUGCCUCUGGUCUUAUGUAAGAGUUGUGACGGUCAGUGGAGCAGCAGUAAUCUGAGCAGGUUUUAAACUCGUUUUGUACUGUUGUCCUCCACAGUGAGAGUAGCAUGUUUGUCUCCAAGAGACGUUUCAUUUUGAAGACAUGCGGAACCACCCUCUUACUGCAAGCACUGGUGCCUCUGCUGGAACUCGCCCGGGAGUAUUGCGGGUUUGAUGCCAUCGAGGUAAGACAGCAUCAUGCUGAGUUGAACACGAAUAAACAUCUGAGGUUGUCAGCUCCUGAUGUUCCUCAGUCAUCUUCUCAUUCACUCCUAUUCCUACAGAAUUUCUUCUACUCCCGCAAGAACUUCAUGAAACCAUCUCAUCAGGAGUUCCCUCAUCGAAACUUUCAGGAGGAGGUGGACUUUCUCAGCCAGAUUUUCCCCAGUGAGUGAAAUGAUCCUGCCCUCACUCUGAUUGGUGCAUCCUAAAAUAGCAGUGUCUCAUCAGGGUGUGCUGUAGCAUAUCUCUGGUUGUGUGAUUGGAGAGGGUAGAGACACUAUUAUAGAUGAUACACCAUAUGACUGCUUAAUGCCACCAGUGAAUUGUACUGAUGAUAAAACUGACACCUAUGCCUGUUUUUCUUUCAGAUGGUGCAGCCUACUGCAUGGGACGUUUGAACUCUGAUUGCUGGUGAGCAAAUCUCCAUCUGCUGCUCCAGUGACAUCCAUACAGAUAUGACUGUGGUAGAGACACUGAGCUCAAGUCUCAGCUGGUUUUAGAAAUAAGAUGUUUCAGUGGUUUAUCUAGAUUCUUUCUGAACAACAGGCCUAAUAAACCCCUUUGAACUUACAAGUAAAUGAUGAGUGGCCUGUUUCGGCAGCUGCACAGAGCAGAUCCUCCUUCACUAGUUUGAUGCUCUCUGAGUAAUGACUGCAUCACAACACUCUAUAACCUGUCUGCCUUUCAGGUACCUGUUCACCCUGGACUUACCUGAGUACUUGGAGAACAAGCAUGCAGACCAGACGCUGGAAGUUCUGAUGAGCGACCUCGAUCCAGCCAUUAUGGACCAGUUCUACAUGAAAGACGGUGUUUCUGCAAGUGAAGUCACUCGUGUGAGUACUCCUCCCUCAGUUGCAUGUUUGUCCCAUAUGUUCUCAGGGUCAAGAGUUCAUGGUUUUCUGCCUGUCUUUGCAGAUGAGUGGAAUUCGUGACCUGAUACCAGGUUCUGUGAUUGAUGCCACAAUGUUCAACCCUUGUGGAUAUUCAAUGAAUGGAAUGAAGGCUGACGUGAGUGAUUGUUUUAUACUUCCUAUUUAACCAUAAUAAACAGACUCUUUUUAAAAACAGACCCAGCUGGUCUGUCAACCACAGCCAUCAGACUGAAAUGAUCCGUGAACCUACAGAGAGCUGUAGCUCAUGUUCAGCAUCUUAUUCAGAAAGUAACACUUGGCCUAUUACACUUAACAGAACAGUUAUAUCACAUGGUCAUAUGACAUCUAGCCAAUCAGACAGUGAUGUGAAAAGUAACUCAAACUACAAAAAAAGAAAAUCUUACUCUAAAACUAAGCUUUCUAAAGCAGCCAUAAAAACGAAUCAGAAAUAAAGUGCAACAAAAACAAAAAGUCCAGAAUAAAAGAUGAUAAAAAUGUAAAGCUUGUCUGGUCCUGCUGUGGUGGUUUGAGUGAAAGCUCAGUCAAAUCUUUCCCCCCUGUCUUCUCUGCAGGGAUAGAGUUUUAGACUGGGAGCCAGCAGCAGUACCCAGGAUGUUUUUUUUUUUAAAACCUUUUUUUUCUCUGAGCACAUUCCUCGGGCCAUCUCUCAGGAUGAUAACGAUCACUCCCAAAUUAGGAUAGUUUGCCUUUGGGGGUCCAAAAACCUUCUUUUGGAAAAAUACUUUUGGCAUGAUGUUGUGAAUCCAGAAUAUAAGUUGUGACUAUGGCAUUUUAAGUCACAGAAGCAAGAUAUUUGGUAUAGAGUGUCUUGAAACACAGUGGAAAGUAAUAAAAUAUCACUCAUUUGUAUCUAAUAAAAUGGGAAUAUGACUUGAACAGUGUUCUAAAAAAAAUUAAAUGAAUGAAGUAGCUUUUAAACUGUGCACAACUGUACAACGGAGCGCUAUUUUGAUGCCUAACCCUAACCUUGUUUAUCUUUAGAAUUCAGCAAUCUUGACUUCACCAUACCACAUGCCGCUGUAGUAGUGGACCACUAACAAUAAGCACUAAAUCAAAGAGGGCACACUGUGAUGGCUGAGAGGUGAACCAUACAAGAAAGUCCUUUUUUCCCCAAGACCCCUGUAAGAAAAAUAUUGACAGGGUCGGAAACAUGAAUUGUUUCUUUGUUCUGCUUGUGUGCAUCAGUCAGUCCAUUUAAAAAAAUAAAUAAAUAAAUAACAUGACAAGUACCAUAUUCACUUGUCAUGUUUAUCACUUCGGAAAGCAGCCGAGAAACAGUACGUAUGAACAUACUGUUGGAUUUCAGUAACGGACAACUUCCCAUCUGGAAAUUGCUAGAAAUUGAAACUCGGUUCUCUACAACUGUAAUGCAUGGUGAAGUAUGAAGGGCCACAGACAGAUUAGUUUUCAAGAUACAAAGGUCAUCGAGACCUUGAAUUGAGGCGCACAAACUUUUUAAAGUUUUUUUGGUACAAAUUAGACAGUAAUUUAGACCAUAAAAAAAUUUCUUUGGAGAUUUUAUCAGUCAGACAUGGAUCCUAUUGCCUUUGGUUCUUAUUAAUCAUCUGCUAAUUUUACACAGAGGCAACAAGCACCAGAAUCUUUUUACUUUCCACUGUGUUUCAAGACACUCUUUACCAAAUUUCAUGCUUUAAUGACUUAAAAUGCCACAGUCACAAUUAAUUUUCUGGAUUAACAUCAUCAUGCCAAAAGCAUUUUUCCAAAAACGGGUUUCUGGAUCCCCAAAGCCAAACCGCCAGAAGUUACCAUCUUGAGAGACGGCCCAAGGUAGUGCUGGGCGAUAGGACGAUACAUAUCGUGGGCACGAUAGAAAAUGUCUAUCGUGCCAUUUUUAUUUUUAUCGUUUCGGGCGAUAGGUUGUAUUUAAUCCAUAGAGCUUGUGCCAUCAGAUGAUUCAUAGUAACAACAACAAUAAUUGCACAUUCAGUAAGUGUAUUUGGUGUCGAACGGGAAAGAAAACAAUAUUUUCUUACAAAGAAAAGGAUGCGUUGACAUGUAGGCUUGCAUUUCUCUUUCGAUUUUGCGACAUGACGCCGCUUUACGUGCCCUCUUCGUGUCCAGCGUCUCCCGCCGUUGCGGGUUACCUGGGUUACACACGUGAGGGGAUCAUUGUAAGCAGUGCUUAAUUUGUGCCGGAGCAAGUCGGAGCGCGAUCCGGGACCUCUUUUGAUCGGAUCCGGGACCUAUUUCAGCCGCUCCGGCACCUGUUUCAUCUGCUCCGGGACCUUCCCUGUAGAGGAUGACAUUUUUCGGGAAUUCCCGUGGGUCACGUGAGUCCCGCGGGAAUCCCACGGGAUGGGAGUCAUUUUUUAAUUAAUCCCUUGAUCGGGACGGGACGGGGAAAAAGGCAACGGGAGUGGGCAGGAGCGGGAACAACAUUAAAAGAUGAUCAUUUUCAGCCGUGUUUAACAACCAGAUGAACAGGUGCGUCCAUUUUUGUAGUCAUCUCUCAGUGAGAGCCAACACUCUUGACCGCGCUAGCAACACAAAAGAACUACAACAGUGGUUUGACUUCCUGUCAGCUGGGAGCGCGGCUGCGCAUUUCUACCCUUCAAGCCAGCAGCAAGGAAACGUAAUUUUGUGACAUUCUGUAGUUUUUCAAUCAUUUCUGGAGUCGUGGCGAAUCAAAUCACCUUACCUGUCUGCCCCUGAUAGGCGAAUAAAGCGCUCGGAUUCAUGCUCGGGUCUUCCUACGUGCUUCAAGAGUAAAGUAAACAAUGAUGGAGGCAGAGAGCAGCUUUGGAGGAGAAACAUCUAGCAGUGUGAACAACCUCUUCAAAAGAGCCCUAAAGACCUACCUUUUUAAUAAAGCCUUUGGUUAACUUUCCUCUAUGCUUUUACUACCUUGCCUCUUACAUUGUAACUCUAUAUUUUUUAUUUUUUUAAAUUCUUUUUUUAUGCCAAUCUGUGACUGUCAUUCUAUUGCUUUUUUAUUGUUGCUGCUCUUUUUUUACUGUGUACUGUAGCACUUUUAGAUUUUUUUGUAAAUGUAAAGUGCAUUACAAAUUAAAUUUAUUAUUAUUAUUAUUAUUAUUAUGGAGUGCUUUGGCUCACACUAUCGGCGUUUUCUGUGAGUGUUGCAUAACUUUGGGUGAGCGCAGACAUGAACGCACUUCAGCCACGUAUUUAUUUAUUCAUUUUUCUAGUUUUAAGUGCUGGUCUUGUACUGGUACUGUACUAGUGCAGCUCUAUACACUUAAAUUUUUCAUAGAACUGAAAGCAUACCAUAGCUAUAUCGUGAUAUAUAUCGUUAUCGUGAUAUAAAAUGAUCCAUAUCGUGAUAUACAUUUUUUUCCAUAUCGCCCAGCACUAGCCCAAGGUAUGGGCUCAGUAAAAAUCCGUGUGAAAAAGGUAGCCAAAGAACAUCCUGAGUACUGUUGCCGGGCCCCGACCUAUUUGUAAUGAUGUGGGACACUUGCACAACAGCCAGUUAGAAAUAAAACAAGCUCCUUACGGAGUGAGAUUUAAUAUGGAUUAAUCACUUCAAAGGAUUCAGACAGGGUCAUUACUGCCUGUUUCAGGACUGCUGACUUUUCGAACCUUAAGUUAUUACAGAGGAAGGUGUAGGAACCAGUCCUGGAUAUCAGUGAUCAGUUAUAGUGACUUUGACAGCUCUAAAAGCAAUCUGUAGGUUCAGAAUAAUACAAAUCAGAGUACUUUAUUCAUCCUGGAGGGGAAAUCUAGUCGUGGUUAACCCUGUUGUUGCACUCAUACUGUAAAUGAGAGGCAGGAUUGUUCACACACACACACACACACACACACACACACCUGUCAUGACUAUGGAAACACGGUCUGGUUCACAGCUAUCAUUUAAACCCUGAAUUACCUUUUGUAAAACAUAUCAUUUUCAUGCAUCUCUUCAGUCGAGGGUAAAGUGCUUGCUUUUGCACUCCAACAAACCCAGGCCUGCCUUUUAAACACCUCUAUAUUAUCUCUCCUCUCCUUUAGGGAACUUACUGGACCAUCCACAUCACCCCAGAGCCAGAGUUCUCCUAUGUCAGUUUUGAAACCAACCUCUCCCAGACAUCCUAUGAUGAUCUGAUCAGUAAGGUGGUGGAGGUGUUCAAGCCAGGAAAAUUUGUGACGACUCUUUUUGUUAACCAGGUGAGUUCAUGAAAGAUGAGCUGUGAAUGAUGAGCAUGAUCAGAGUUAUGGAUCUGGAUCAAGCUCUUAUCUUCUUCCUCCAUCCCCCCUGCAGAGCUCCAAAUGUCGCAGUGUCUUUUCUUCAGCCCAGAAGCUCGAGGGCUACAAGCGCCUCGACCGCCAGCUGGCUCAGUUCAACGACUACAACUUUGUCUUCACCAGCUAUGUCCAGAACCGCCAGCAGAACCAGCAGAGCUGAGAAUCCAUCAUGAAGAGGCAGAAAAAGAGAGGCCGCUGCUUAGGCCCCCCCUGCCUCAGCUGGCUUCAUCCCCCACUAGAGAGUUUGUUGUCCCCCUUUCCCCUCGUCCUGCCCUUCAUCCCCUUCCACUGCUGCCGCCGCCAUGGUGGUGUAAAGUUUUUUGGUGCUGAGGAGGCGGCGGUGGUUCCCUCUUUGACCUCCAGUUUGAGUUGUUUGCAUUGUUGUUCCUGUGACUUAGAUCUCUUGCAUGAAAGCUCUUUUCUCUGUUUCGAUAUUCUAGCUCACUCUUGCUGUGAUCUUGAAGUGCAUGUAGAGGAAUUAAACACGCUCUGUUUGAGGCUGUCCACCUAUGCCCAGUACCACAGUCCCUCCCUGCAGGUGUCGCCCCUCAUCCCCCACAGACAAGGCUUCCGCCCGCACUAAGCCAAGGCCCUGAGAUGCUCAGAUCAGCUGUCUGUUUUGGUUACAGUAAACCUCAUAUUGCCUUGUUCACUCCUUUGUUUGGAAAUUGGUAUUUUUGAAUCAAGACCAUUUCCUGGGUGCACUUUAAAAUCCUCAAGGUCCGAGAAGAUGCCAACCUUAUUGAAUGUAAAGGUCACAGUGAGCUUUAGCCAUACUAAUUGUUGGUUUGUUGGGAUGUAUUUGACCUUAAAAAAGAAUCCCAUACUGGCUGUCUAAUGUGGUAUUAUUGAAAUUAAUGGUUAAAAAUUAAAGAAGAGAUUCUAUGCUUUGCUGGGCUUUUUAACUCCGCUGUACUCCACCUUGACAAUCAGAGCAGAGAGCGUUGCUGUGAGGGUAACACCUUUACACUCAGGAACAUUUGAAACCAAAUUUAACUCCAUACACAGGAUGACCAACUGUGCACAUGUCUGUCUCUCCUUCUAAGAUAUUUCCAACACACUCACAGAAAGGAUAACAGAGGCUGUAAAUACGAAUGCAUAAGAAAAUGUAUUUCAGCAACAUCUAACUAAAUGUGGAGAGAAAGUCAAUAAUGCAAAACAAGUGUAAAUCAUUCAAGCUGUGCUGUCACAUUCAGGCAGUUUAAUGUGUUUCUAAUGUUCAUCUUUAAUAACUUAAGACUAGAGUCAAAGUGUGGUGAAAACUUAAGUUACUGACCAGAAACAGACGCGUGAAGAAGCAGCACAUGGUUUUGAUUCCACAAAGGAACAAAACCAGCUCUAUAUGUGAAAGUGGAAUAAUCACUUUAUAAAAUAAAUAAAAGAUACACUAGAUAAAUAAGAUUAAGUGUAUUAAUUGGAUUUAAAGAGUUGCUUUAAUGCUUUCCAUAUAUAUUUUUAGUUACAAAUAUGAGGUCAAAAGUGUUGGAGUAAUCUCGGGAUGACACUGCUGAGAAAAAAGGAAAAAAAGAGAAAUAACCAGGACUAAAAGACAGAGAACACUGACCCAGUCAUAAAUAUCGUGCUUUGUUCUUUGGUGUUGGAAUUUUUUUUUUUUUUAUUCCUUUCAAACAUUCCAGAUCAGAUUUGAGGUUCAAAACAUACUACCAUAUUUGAAUAUUUGACAUUUUCAAUUAAGAAAUACCACUUUGUGGUAUGGCAACAGUGGAGGGGGCUUCUAAAUAGGUGGGUUCCAAAAUACUGAGUUCUGAAACAUUUUGUUUCAAGAUUACGGCUUCUAGAAUGCUGAGUCCUGGAGAGUCAGGUUCUGGAAUGUUUGUUUUUAAAUGCUGAGUUCCAGAAUGUGCUCUGAAGUGUCUUAAAGAGACAGUAACUGAAAUGAGUGUUUUCGAAGGAAGGGUUAAUUAAUCUGCAAAAAGGAUCAUGAUUUACAUACGGAGUUUGAGCAGAACAUACACUCCGUAAACUGACCACAGUGAUGAUCUCAGCACAUUUAUCAGGUCCUGUAGAUGUUUCUGUGGGGUGUUAUACACUACGCUGCUGGAACUCUGACAGUAUACAGUCAUGAUGGCAUCAACACCACAAAAGAAAAUUUACAAGUUACACAAAACACUUUUGUUACACUCAAGGCGACUGUCCUCUGGUCCAUGUAACACCCCAGAGAGAGUGUUUAUGAAUCACUAAAGGUGUGUGCACUUUGUGUCAGUGUGCUGUCGGUUAAGCCCUAGCUGCAUGAAGACCCCCACCCCCCUCCCCCUUGUCCAUCAUCUUUGAAUGUAAAAACUCUUCAGGGCUAAAGCUGGAUAGAGUGUGAGCUGAAUGUACCCCCCCCCCCCCCGAGUGGGCCACCCCACCACCCACCACUGAGCUGGCGAGGCGGCCCUGCAGGCUUCGCUCUGCUCUCUGAAUGGGAAAUCAUGAAUCAGACUCUUUUUGCUGAGUUGCCCAGCAAAGCGUUUUUCUUCUUCCUCUACAUAAUGUGAGCGUGUCUCUGUCCCUUUCCGCCCCAUACAAAAAUGAGGGCGAGCACAAUGGAGGCCGGCGGUCUGAGCAUGCCAGGUUGCUCCCGGAUCAUUCCACAUGGAAGCUCUGCAGAAAAGUGCCGUUUAAUUCGAUUGAUUGUGCCCAGACGGCUUUUGCAAUGAACUGGUCCAAACGUGACCCCCAGCAGUUUUCUUUCUUUCCCCUUUGUUGCUCACUGGGGGAACAUCCUGUCACACUAUGGUACAUGUGACGACUUGUGGCAUGUUGCUUGAUAGUGUAGUGUAGCGCCGUCCCUUCCUCCUUUUGUCCGCGUGCUUGCGCCCUCCUCUGGUUGAGCUUUUUUCUGCUGCAUCCUGACGUCUUUUCUGGUCGGUGGGGGUUCUUAUUCUCUUAUUUAUUCCCUGCAUUAGUUCAGUUUGUUGUGCCGUGCUGACAGCAGGUCACAUGUCUUAUUUAUUUACUCUCUGAAUCAGUUGUCCUAAGCUUGCCCUCUCCGCCUGCUGUCAGGCUUUAGUUCAGGACGUUUGAGCCGUGAGUUUGCAGGACUCAGACCUGCCUUCAAGGCUGCCAUGCAGCUUGUUCUGUUCUUUUGGCGUUCAGCGAUUAUUACAUCAGAAAGCCCUAUUACCUGAGGCACCUGGCGAGCUGGGAGUGGGUCAUGUGAGAGCAUGGCGUUUGGAGUGGUUUCAUUCUUUUCAUAUGGACCAAUCUCUGCUCUCCGUGACUUACUCCUUGGCCAUUAUUGCUGCCAUAACGGUUUGAGUUCCUAAAAUUUGUAAGUUUGGUCUAUUACCCACUCAGAUGUUCUGGAUCAGGCCUAUCUGUUCCUAUCUGUUUUCUUUUUCUUUCUUUUUUUUUUUUUUUUUUUUUACAAUGAACUCGGCAUUUUGCAGUUAGAGGGUAAAUCCAGAAUUUUCUACAAUCACAGAUUUUGUAUUUCUGCUGCGGACCAACUCUCUCUCUCUCUCUCUCUCUCUCUCUCUCUCUCUCUCUCUCUCUCUCUCUCUCUCUCUCUCUCUCUCCUGUUUUUGUCCAGAGUUUAGCUGUUGUGGGGUUCAGGGAUAAUUUGCCUUUAAAAGUUUAUGAAAACAUGUAAUUUCUUUGACUUCCUCACUUCCUCUUCCUCCCAGAGAGGAAGGGGAGUGAAAACCUUCCUUGGGUAAGAGUGGGUACAGUUGCAGGGUGUAUCAGGAUGGAGAAACUUUGCUGUUCUAAUUCUUUCUUUUAUUGUUCUUUGGAUUGUCAAGAUGUGCUAAAUAUAUCUGUGCUAUGAGCUUGAUGCUUCAAUAAAAAGAUAUUAUCUGUGAAAAUGC